CCGUGGCGCCCGCAGCAGAGGAUGUAGAGCUGGACGACAUGGCCGACACCGCCGCUGAACCACUGAUUGCGCACGGCGGCCCUCGGAACGGAUACGCAUACAACAAUGAUGGGGAAGUGGAGGGCGAUCAGAGAGGGGAGUUCAGUGAUGGGGAGGAGCGCGGAGAGGGAGAAGAGGUGGAUGAGAGGUUGCUGGGUACACCUGGGAUGUUUAUAUGGGUUCUUACGUGCUGCGCGGGACUGAGCGGGUUGUUGUUUGGAUAUGACACCGGCGUAAUCUCUUCAACCUUGAUAUCAAUCAAUACAGAUCUCUCCUCCCGACCAUUAACCACACUCGACAAAAGCCUAAUAACCUCGUCCACAUCCUUCUUCGCACUGCUCGCCUCGCCACUAACUGGUAUCCUCGCCGACGCAUGGGGCCGUAAAUUCGUUAUCCUCGUCGCAGAUGCGCUCUUCGUCGUCGGCGCUCUACUCCAAGCUUUCACGACCUCUGUCCCUGGGAUGAUCGCCGGCCGCAGCAUCGUAGGUGCCGCUGUUGGGAGCGCGAGUUUCGUUGUGCCUUUGUAUAUCGGGGAGGUGUCACCGGGACCGUUCCGAGGACGGUUGGUGGUUGUCUCGAGUCUGUUCAUUACAGGUGGGCAGGUUGUUGCGUAUAUCGUUGGGUGGCUGUUUUCGAUGCAGUUGCAUGGGUGGAGGUGGAUGGUUGGGUUGGGGGCUGCGCCUGCUGCUCUGCAGUGUAUUCUGAUGUGGUGGAUGCCCGAAACCCCUCGCUAUCUCAUCAAAACCGGAAGAAAGGAGCAAGCUCGCCGAAUACUAAGCCGCGUGUAUCAAGGCACAGACGACGGCGGCAAUCUCGAACAAGUGCUAGUCAACGGCGUCCUCCGGAGAGUCGAAAGGGAGAUUUUGGAAGAAGAAGACGUAGUAAGAGGUGGAUCCAGGGAUCUGGACAAAACAGGCUUCGCAGCGAAACUCGACCAGAUCCAAGACAACUUCUCGCAGCUUGUCAACGUAGGUGGAAACAGACGAGCACUGAUUAUAGCGUGUUUGCUGCAAGGUGCUCAGCAGCUCUGUGGAUUUAACUCCCUAAUGUACUUCAGCGCAACAAUUUUCUCCCUAGUCGGCUUCCGCUCCCCAGCCCUAACCUCCCUCAGCAUAGCCCUAACAAACUUCCUCUUCACACUCGUAGCGUUCCAUUACAUCGACCGCAUCGGACGGCGCAGGAUUCUCCUCCUCUCCAUCCCCAUCAUGAUCAUCGGCCUCGCACUCUGCGCCGUCGCAUUCAUCUUUCUCCGCCUACCGGCCUCGGCUGGUGCUGCAGGUGGGAUAGGAGCGAAGGAGAUUACAGUAGAAGAAGGGAUGCUGUGGCCUGUUGUUAUACUGUUGGCCAUGGUGGUGUAUGUAGCGGGCUAUGCGGUGGGAUUGGGCAAUGUGCCGUGGCAGCAGUCUGAGUUAUUCCCGCUCUCGGUUCGGUCAUUGGGUUCUGCCCUUGCUACGGCGACGAACUGGGGUUCCAAUACCGUCGUGGGUCUGACGUUCUUGCCCAUGAUGGAGUUCUUUACCCCGACGGGGACAUUUGCGUUAUAUGCUGUGGUCUGUGCAUGUGCGUUAGGUGCCAUUUGGAGGAUCUAUCCCGAGACGGCAGGUUUGGCAUUGGAAGAAUCGCAAGGGCUGUUGAAAAGUGGAUGGGGCGUCGAUGAAAGUGUCAGACGUGCAAACGCGAGACGCAGAGAAAGGGGAUAA
This is a messenger RNA of Periconia digitata, 1739 nucleotides long. Lineage: Eukaryota; Fungi; Ascomycota; Dothideomycetes; Pleosporales; Periconiaceae. The record is from the annotation of a GenBank genome assembly.